AUGACUUCUGUCAUCAGCGCUCAGGCUACAGCUCCAUCGGCAUUCGUGACUAUCAGUGAGUUUAAUGCAGUCGGCACACUUGAAAAGCCGGCAGAGUACUGAUGCAGCAGGCUUGAACUUCUUCCAGUUUCGAAGGUCGUCUCGAACGCCAAGUCCCUGGCCUCGGAAGCCACCGCGACCGCAGCUGCGGUUGGCUCGAGCGUUACAAGCUACUCGACGACGCAUUUUAGCCCUGUGAACAAAUGUAUGGCACUUCCAGAGACGACGGUAUGCUCUACUUCUCUAUGGUGUUGUCCCAGGGUGCUACGCAGAAGCUAAAAUUUCCGUAUUCGACCCGUCUUCGCCGACUUUUGCCCAUCUCCGUGCUGCGCUUCUCGACCCAUACAGAAAAUCAUCAUUUACGUCUGCGUCGGUCUCUUCAUCCUCGUUCUCAUGGGCCUUAUGGUCCUUUGGGUCAUGGGUCGAUCGGAGGAGAAGGCCGAUCGGAGGCGAGAAUUGGAACUGCCGAUGCGGUCACCGGUCGUCACCUUUGACGAGGGGGCGAGCUGGACGAACUCGAGUAGCAGGACAAUAGGCGGACCUUGGGAGCGGAAGAAGAGUUGGGUCUAUAGGGGUGAUGAUUAG
Molecule: messenger RNA, 624 nt
Organism: Microbotryum saponariae
Lineage: Eukaryota; Fungi; Basidiomycota; Microbotryomycetes; Microbotryales; Microbotryaceae
Source: the annotation of a GenBank genome assembly